Molecule: messenger RNA, 942 nt
Organism: Glycine soja
Lineage: Eukaryota; Viridiplantae; Streptophyta; Magnoliopsida; Fabales; Fabaceae
Product: protein MAIN-LIKE 1-like
Exons: 6
Coding region: 1-942 (313 amino acids)
Biological process (GO): meristem maintenance; meristem development
Source: RefSeq, a predicted model, not a curated record
AUGUUGCACACGCCGUUUGGAGUUGACAGCGAGACCAACACCUUCCACCUUCCGGUAGGAGAGUUGACGAUCACAUUGGAUGAUGUGUCGUCACUCCUCCAUUUGCCUAUCACUGGCGCGUUGCACAGCUUUCAUGCUCUUUCUGUGGAGGAGACGAUAUUUUUGUUGACCGAGUUGCUUGAGGUGUCUGCUGAGGAGGCUAGAGCCGAGACAGCACGAUCACAUGGGGCAUACGUACGGCUGGGAUGGGUUCGAGACAUCUAUGAGAUGAGAUGUCAGGCCCGGCGGUGGAUUGUAGCAGCUCGUGCUUAUCUGCUGCACCUAGUCGGUUGCACUCUUUUUGCUAAUAAAAGUGCAAUAUAUGUUCAUGUGGUGCACCUAGACGCUUUUCGCGACUUGGGUCAGAGUGGUGGUUAUGCUUGGGGAGUUGUCGCGCUGGUUCAUAUGUAUGACCAGUUAGAUGAGGCUUCUAGGACCACUACACGACAGAUUGCGGGGUACCUGACUCUAUUACAGUGUUGGAUCUAUGAGCACUUUCCUAGUGUGCAUCAGUGCGUCACAGAUGAUGCAUACCAGGAGACGUCCCCACGUGCUUCCCGGUGGCUGACGUCGAAGGCGCAUAUGAAGGGAAUAACAGGAGCACCUUACAGGGCACAUUGUAAUGCUUUGACCAUCACAGAUGUGUCUUGGUUGCCUUACACUGAGCAUCGGGGGGUAUCUGCGGAUUACAUGGAGUGGUUUUUUCGGAUAUCUCACCCAUUCGUGAUACCGACCCAGGCAGGUGACCAGCCCAGAGAUGCACCUGCCGCAGACCCUGAGGAGUACAUGCAGCCGCCCAGCCCCCAGGAUGAUUACGACGGCUAUGAGGCGAUUGCACAGAGAGGGGGAGCCAGUGCUGAUGGAAGUGUCAGGGCUCGACAGAGACGAUGCAUAGAUCAUUGA